AUGGGUUCCUCCCAUUUUUCUUCUUCAGUAGUCAAGUGGCAAUUUUUCACAAAGCUGAAACUUUUCUCUCUCUUCUGUGCCUUCUCGCUGUCACUUAACGGUGUCGCUUCUUUUGAUUCUGACAAAUCUGUGCUGUUACAGUUCAAGGACUCAGUCGCUGAUCCUUUAGGGCUUCUCUCUGGCUGGAAUCUGAUCAACACCAACCACUGUCACUGGACCGGCGUGUCGUGUGAUGCUAAUUCGCGUGUUAUUUCGCUUAAUAUCACUGGAAAUGGCAACUAUAGAGGUAAGAAUAUUGGAAAUGGAACUGCUUUUUUGUGUUCUGGUGAUUCUGUUGAGCUUUCACUGUACGGGUUUGGGAUUAGGAGAGAUUGUAAGGGUAGUAAGGGGAUUUUAGGGGGAAAGUUGUUGCCUAUGAUUGCUAAGCUAGGUGAACUUAGGGUUUUAUCAUUGCCCUUUAAUGGGUUUCAGGGUUUGAUACCUAGUGAAAUAUGGGACAUGGAGAAGUUAGAGGUUCUUGAUCUGGAGGGUAAUUUUGUAUCUGGGCCAUUGCCGGUUACGUUUUCCGGGUUGAGGAAAUUGAGGGUUCUGAAUUUAGGGUUUAACAGGAUAGAAGGAGAGGUACCGGGUUCACUUUCUUACUGUGGAGGUUUGGAGAUUUUGAAUUUAGCUGGUAAUCGUAUUAAUGGGACAAUUCCAGGUUUUGUUGGUGGGUUUAAGGGUGUGUAUUUGUCAUUGAAUCAGCUUGGUGGUUCUCUGCCUGAGGAGUUUGGAGACAAGUGUGAGAAACUUGAACAUUUGGAUUUGUCUGGGAAUUUUUUGGUUGGAGGGAUUCCUAGUAAUUUAGGGAAAUGUGGGAAUUUGAGGACAUUGUUGUUGUAUUCAAAUCUGUUUGAAGAAAUUAUUCCACGUGAACUCGGCAAGCUUGGGAAGCUAGAAGUGUUGGAUGUGUCAAGGAAUAGUCUUAGUGGGUCAGUACCUCCUGAGCUUGGAAAUUGCUCGGCAUUGUCCGUGCUUGUGCUUUCAAAUAUGUUUGAUCCAUAUCAGGAUGUUAAUGGUACGAGGGGGCACAGUUUGUUGGAUCGUUUGAGUUCUGUGAAUGAAGAUUUCAAUUUUUUUCAGGGAGAUAUUCCUGCAGAUGUUCUGAAUCUUCCGAAAUUGAGGAUGUUGUGGGCACAGAGUGCAACUCUUGAAGGCAUGUUGCUGAGCAACUGGGAUUCCUGUGAUAGCUUGGAAAUGAUCAAUUUGUCUCAUAAUUUCUUCACAGGAGAAAUCCCUCGUGGGUUCAAUCGCUGCAAAAAGCUGUGGUAUCUGGAUUUGAGCUUCAAUAGGCUUAAUGGGGAACUUCUUGAGGAGUUUCCAGUUCCUUGCAUGACCGUUUUUGAUGUCAGUGGAAAUGCGUUGUCAGGUUCCAUCCCCAGUUUUCAUAGCAGCAGUUGCCCUCCUGUUUCUUCCAUGAAUGAUAAUCCCUUAAAUAUUUAUGACCCAUCAUCUGCCUAUUUAUCAUUUUUUGCAUAUAAAGCUCAGGCUGGGAGUCCUGCUAUGUCACUUGGAGGAAGUGGUGGAAUUGCAGUUUUACAUAACUUUGGGAGCAAUAACUUAACUGGGACUCUCCAGUCUAUUCCUAUUGCACCUGUAAGAUUAGGAGAGCAAACUGCUUACACGUUCUUGGCUGGAGAGAACAAGCUCAGCGGGCCAUUCCCAGGGGUUUUGUUUGAGAAUUGUGAUGGAUUGAACACGAUGAUUGUUAAUGUUAGUAACAAUAGAAUGUCUGGUCAGAUUCCGGCAAAUAUGGGUCCAAUGUGCAGAUCUCUCAAGCUUCUGGAUGCCUCUAAGAAUCAGAUUAUUGGAACCGUUCCCCCAAGUGUCGGCGAAUUGGUUUCUCUUGUUUCUUUUGACAUGAGUUCGAAUCUUUUGCAUGGGCAGAUACCAUCCAGUUUCAGCCAAAUAAGGGGUUUGGAGUACCUGUCUUUGGCUGGUAAUGGAAUAAAUGGUUCUAUUCCUUCUAGCUUAGGGAAGCUGCAAUCUUUAGAGGUUCUGGAUCUCUCUUCAAACUUUCUUUCUGGGGAGAUACCAAAUGAUCUUGUGAAUUUGAGAAACCUGGCUACUCUUCUGCUCAAUAACAAUAAACUCUCCGGGCAAAUUCCCUCUGGUUUGGCAAAUAUGACAUUCCUCGCAAUGUUUAAUGUCUCCUUCAAUAACUUGUCUGGGCCGCUGCCGUCAAGUAACAAUUUGAUGAAAUGUAGCAGUGUUCUUGGAAACCCAUAUCUACACCCUUGCCAUGUUUUCUCCCUAGCGGUGCCAUCUCCUGAUUCUCAAGGAAGGGCUUCUGAGGCACAAGGCUAUGUUUCUAGAUCAGGUCAAAUGAAGAGUCAGAAUGGUGGCUUCACUUCAAUUGAGAUAGCAUCAAUAGCCUCUGCAUCAGCCAUUUUUUCGGUUCUCCUUGCUCUGAUAUUCCUAUUCAUCUACACCAGAAAGUGGAAUCCGAAGUCCAAAUUAAUGGGAUCUGCCAGAAAGGAAGUAACAAUCUUCACAGACAUUGGGGUUCCCCUGACAUUUGAGAAUGUGGUGCGGGCCACUGGGAGUUUCAAUGCAAGCAAUUGCAUUGGCAAUGGGGGUUUUGGGGCCACUUACAAGGCAGAGAUCUCUCCAGGAGUUCUGGUGGCAAUUAAAAGGCUUGCAGUUGGACGAUUCCAGGGCAUUCAGCAGUUUCAUGCAGAGAUCAAAACCCUUGGAAGGCUCCACCAUCCAAAUCUUGUCACUUUGAUUGGUUAUCAUGCAAGUGAAACAGAAAUGUUUCUCAUAUAUAAUUAUUUGCCAGGUGGUAAUUUGGAGAAGUUUAUCCAGGAAAGGUCCACAAGGGCUGUGGAUUGGAGGAUACUUCACAAAAUUGCUCUGGACAUAGCUCGAGCACUUGCCUACCUGCAUGAUCAGUGUGUACCUCGUGUACUACAUAGGGAUGUUAAGCCCAGCAAUAUUCUUUUAGAUGACGAUUUCAAUGCCUAUUUAUCCGACUUUGGUUUAGCCAGGCUCUUGGGAACUUCUGAAACCCAUGCUACUACAGGUGUGGCUGGAACUUUUGGCUAUGUGGCCCCAGAGUAUGCAAUGACAUGCCGUGUUUCAGAUAAGGCUGAUGUUUAUAGUUAUGGGGUUGUGCUUCUUGAGUUGCUUUCAGACAAGAAAGCUUUGGAUCCUUCAUUUUCCCCGUAUGGGAAUGGUUUCAACAUUGUUGCAUGGGGAUGUAUGCUCCUCCGGCAGGGCAGGGCUAAGGAGUUCUUUACAGCAGGAUUAUGGGAUGCUGGUCCACAUGAUGAUUUGGUAGAAGUCUUACACCUGGCAGUUGUGUGUACGGUUGACACGCUUUCUACCAGGCCUACAAUGAAGCAGGUUGUACGACGGUUGAAACAGCUGCAACCGCCUUCAUGCUAG
This is a messenger RNA of Dovyalis caffra, 3429 nucleotides long. The record is from the annotation of a GenBank genome assembly. Lineage: Eukaryota; Viridiplantae; Streptophyta; Magnoliopsida; Malpighiales; Salicaceae.